Molecule: messenger RNA, 825 nt
Organism: Trachymyrmex septentrionalis
Lineage: Eukaryota; Metazoa; Arthropoda; Insecta; Hymenoptera; Formicidae
Product: histone-lysine N-methyltransferase SETMAR-like
Exons: 2
Molecular function (GO): nucleic acid binding
Source: RefSeq, a predicted model, not a curated record
UAUGUGAUACAAUACUUUCAUUUGAAAGGUCUUAGCCCAAACAAUAUCAAAGCCGAGCUGGAUUCUACUCUGGAGGAGUCUGCUUCUUCGUUUACAACAAUAAAAUAUUGGGUGACAGAAUUUAAACGAGGCCGUACGAGCUGCGAAGACGAACAUCGCAGUGGUCGACCAAGUGAGGUGGCCAUUCCAGAAAUGGUGCAGAAAAUCCACAAAAUGGUAUUGGGUGACCGUCGAUUGAAAGUGCGCGAGCUAGCAGACAUGGUAAACAUUUCAAAAAGUGCUGUACAUCGCAUAUUGACUGAAAAUUUGGAGAUGAGAAAACUGUGCGCAAGGUGGAUGCCGCGCUUGCUCACAAUCGAACAAAAGCAGCGUCGAGAGGAUGUUUCAAUCGAGUGUUUAGUGAUGUUUCGCAGCAACAAAGUCGAAUUUUUGCGCCGAUUCAUAACCAUGGAUGGAACAUGGGUCCACCACUUCACACCUGAAACGAAGGAACAGUCGAAGCAAUGGACUGAAAAUGGGGAAUCGACUCCGAAGAAAGCAAAAACAGUUCCAUCGGCAGGCAAGGUCAUGGCGUCAGUUUUCUGGGAUGCACGUGGCAUAAUUUUCAUUGAUUACUUUCAGAAAGGAAGAACAAUCAAUGGCGAGUAUUAUGCGAACUUAUUGCAGCGUUUGGGUGAUGAAAUCAAGGAAAAACGGUCACAUUUGGUGAAAAAGAAAGUGUUGUUUCAUCAAGACAAUGUACCAGUUCACACAUCCAUUAUCGCGAUGGCCAAAAUCAAUGAGUUAAAGUCGGGUACUUCUGAGACCACCCUCGUAUAUCCAUGA